This is a messenger RNA of Dentiscutata erythropus, 510 nucleotides long. NCBI's taxonomy places the organism in Eukaryota, Fungi, Glomeromycota, Glomeromycetes, Diversisporales, Gigasporaceae. The record is from the annotation of a GenBank genome assembly.
AUGGACAUUACUGCUGUGGGCCUCGUAUGUCGUCAAAAGAGACAUUUGGCUUGUUCGUGUUCAGAAAAUCAAGAUCAUAAUAAUCGCACGAAUGCUAAGUGUGUGGAAGUACGUUGUGUAGAUAUUGUGGAUGAUAGGUCUAUUUUGGGUAAGAUGACGAAAUAUCAAGUAAUGCUUGGAGGACAUUUUGAUGGAAUCAGCAGUAAAAGGAGGUCAGAUGGUCGAAAAGAAUGUGAAUUGGUGAACGUUAGGCAUGUUAAAGGCGAAUUGAUGAAAUAUGAUGAUGUUGAUGAUAACAUUGUAGAUGUCGACGUAGCAUCUGCCCCGAACACACAGCGUCGCAAGAUCGCUUUAACAGACUUAUAUUUGAGCAACACUUUUGUUGCACAACACGGCACCUUUGAAAGAGAAUCCAAACCAGAUGUAGCGUCUGCCCAAACACAGCAUCACAAAACCACCUUAACGGACUUACAUUUGAGCAACACUUUUGUUGCUCGACGCAGCACUUGA